Molecule: messenger RNA, 1003 nt
Organism: Aphanomyces astaci
Lineage: Eukaryota; Oomycota; Saprolegniomycetes; Saprolegniales; Verrucalvaceae
Exons: 4
Coding region: 33-608 (191 amino acids)
Biological process (GO): retrograde vesicle-mediated transport, Golgi to endoplasmic reticulum; protein retention in ER lumen
Cellular component (GO): Golgi membrane
Source: RefSeq, a predicted model, not a curated record
CGACAGCCUCAGUUUCCACCUUAGCCGCCAAGAUGGGACCAGGAUCACAUGCCAGCGGGGGGGACUCGCAAUCGUUGACGGAACCGGCCUUUCUGGAGCGCGUGUUCGCAUCUUUCGGCAGAAAGUGGCAGCACGUGUUGGACCAAUCGACAAUAUACGUGUACGGCCGGUGGAUUGCGUCCGCCGUGCUGCUCACCUCGUACAUUGUCCGCGUCUACUACUUGAAUGCCUUCCACAUCAUCACCUACGGGUUGGGCAUCUACUUGCUCAACCUCUUCAUUGGGUUCCUUUCGCCGCAGAUCGACCCCGAAACGGAGGGCCCUGUGCUUCCGUCGACCAACAGCGAAGAGUUCCGUCCAUUUAGUCGUCGCGUGCCGGAGUUUAAGUUCUGGUAUACAUCCACGAAGGCGACGUUCAUGGCGACGCUGCUGACAUUUUUCGAAGUGUUCAACGUCCCAGUGUUUUGGCCCAUCUUGCUCAUGUACUUCAUCUUGCUGUUCACGCUGACCAUGAAGCGCCAAAUCAAGCACAUGUGGAAGCACAACUACGUGCCGUGGUCCAGUGGCAAGCAAGUGUACAAGGGCAAGGGCGGAAAGGACUCCAAGUAGAGACAGAAUAGCCGCGAUAGGAGGCCGUUGCAUCUCCCUCCCCCCUUCCACCGUUCAAAUGGAGGUCUUAAAUACUUAGCUACAUUGUCCUACUCCCACGUUUCACUGCCAUACCCACUGGUCGUGCCGCGCGACGUCGCGUCCCUUUCUUGAACAGGUGGUGGCGGUGCUGUUAAAUGAACAUGCCCUCCGUCUUCAUAAAUAUCGCCAUACUCGUCGUCACCACGGUCGUCGGACUUGGGGAACACCUGGGACGGAUCCACGUCUCUCUCAUCUUCGUCCCGUCGCUCCAACAAGGUCAGCGCCGACAGCAGUGGUGGCAACGUCGCCACGUCUUCAUUCGAGCUGCGCUGAUGAGGCCGAGAUGACGAGCUACCGCUACACGGUGGUGGCAA